GCGCAGGCGCAGUAGGUGAUCCCUGGCAGUCCCUGAACACGUGGGUUGGGCUGUCCCGCGCGGCCGCGGGGAGAGUGCAGCCUCGGGUUUGGCGGUGUCCAUCGUGGGCAGCGGACUAAUAAAGGCCAUGGCGCCGGCGGAAAUUCUGAACGGGAAGGUGGUCUCCGCGCACAUAAGGGAGAGACUGAAGAGUCAAGUCACUCAGAUGAAGGUGCAAGUACCUGGUUUCACACCAGGCCUAGCCAUUCUACAGGUCGGCGACAGAGAUGAUUCCAAUCUUUAUAUAAACGUGAAACUGAAGGCUGCUGAGGAGAUUGGGAUCAAAGCCACACACAUUAAGCUACCAAGAACAGCCACAGAAUUUGAGGUGUUAAACCACAUUAUAUCUUUGAAUGAAGACGCUACUGUGCAUGGGUUCAUCGUGCAGCUGCCUUUAGAUUCAGAGAAUUCCAUUAACACUGAAGCAGUGAUCAAUGCUAUUGCACCAGAAAAGGAUGUGGAUGGGUUGACCAGUGUCAGUGCUGGGAAACUUGCUAGAGGCGACUUGAAGGACUGCUUCAUUCCUUGUACACCUAAGGGAUGCUUGGAACUCAUCAAAGAGACAGGGGUGCAGAUUGCUGGAAGGCACGCUGUGGUGGUCGGGCGAAGCAAAAUAGUAGGGGCCCCGAUGCAUGACUUACUUCUGUGGAACAAUGCCACUGUGACCACCUGCCACUCCAAGACGGCCAAUCUGGAUAAGGAGGUAAAUAAAGGUGACAUUCUGGUUGUUGCAACUGGUCAUCCUGAGAUGGUGAAAGGGGAGUGGAUCAAACCUGGGGCCAUCGUCAUCGACUGUGGGAUCAAUUAUGUUCCAGAUGAUACAAAGCCAAACGGGAGAAAAGUUGUGGGUGACGUGGCAUACAGCGAGGCUCGGGAGCGCGCAGCCUUCAUUACCCCUGUUCCUGGUGGCGUUGGGCCCAUGACGGUUGCCAUGCUCAUGCAGAGCACGGUGGAGAGUGCAAAGCGUUUCCUGGAGAAGUUUCAGCCAGGAAAGUGGAUAAUUCAGUAUAAUCAACUUAACCUCAAGAUACCUGUUCCAAGCGACAUUGAUAUAUCACGAUCUUGCAAACCGAAGCCCAUUGGUAAGCUGGCUCGAGAAAUUGGUCUGCUGCCAGAAGAGGUAGAAUUAUAUGGUGAAACCAAGGCCAAAGUCCUGCUGUCAGCGCUGAACCGCCUGAAGCACCAGGCUGAUGGGAAAUAUGUGGUGGUGACCGGAAUAACUCCGACGCCCCUGGGGGAAGGGAAGAGCACGACCACCAUUGGGUUGGUGCAAGCCCUAGGCGCCCACCUCCACCAGAAUGUCUUCGCAUGUGUGCGGCAGCCGUCUCAAGGCCCCACCUUUGGGAUAAAAGGUGGCGCUGCAGGAGGUGGCUAUUCGCAGGUCAUUCCUAUGGAAGAGUUUAAUCUCCACCUCACUGGUGACAUCCACGCCAUCACUGCAGCGAAUAACCUGGUUGCUGCAGCCAUUGAUGCUCGAAUAUUCCAUGAAUUGACCCAGACAGACAAGGCUCUCUUUAAUCGUUUGGUGCCGUCAGUAAAUGGAAUGAGGAAAUUCUCUGAUAUCCAAGUCCGAAGGUUAAGGAGACUAGGCAUUGAAAAGACUGACCCUACCACACUGACAGAUGAAGAGAUAAACAGAUUCGCAAGGUUGGACAUCGAUCCAGAAACCAUAACUUGGCAAAGAGUGCUGGACACCAACGACAGGUUCCUGAGGAAGAUCACGAUUGGACAGGCUCCCACAGAGAAGGGGCACACGCGGACGGCCCAGUUUGAUAUCUCUGUAGCGAGUGAAAUCAUGGCUGUCCUGGCUCUCACCAGUUCCCUAGAAGACAUGAGAGAAAGACUGGGCAAAAUGGUGGUGGCAUCCAGCAAGAAAGGGGAGCCCGUCAGUGCUGAGGACCUGGGAGUGAGUGGCGCGUUGGCGGUGCUUAUGAAGGAUGCCAUCAAGCCCAACCUCAUGCAGACGUUAGAGGGCACCCCAGUGUUUGUCCACGCCGGCCCAUUUGCCAACAUCGCACACGGGAAUUCCUCAAUCAUCGCAGAUCGGAUCGCCCUCAAGCUGGUUGGCCCAGAAGGAUUUGUAGUGACGGAAGCAGGAUUUGGAGCCGACAUUGGAAUGGAGAAGUUCUUCAACAUCAAGUGCCGGUACUCUGGUCUCCAGCCUCACGUGGUGGUGCUGGUUGCCACCAUCAGAGCACUGAAGAUGCACGGGGGCGGCCCCACGGUCACUGCUGGACUGCCUCUUCCCAAGGCUUAUGUAGAGGAGAACCUGGAGCUGGUGGAAAAAGGCUUCAGUAACUUGAAGAAGCAAAUAGAAAAUGCCAGAAUGUUUGGAGUGCCGGUGGUAGUGGCCGUGAAUGUGUUCAAGACCGACACUGAGGCUGAGCUAGACCUCGUGAUCCGCCUGGCCAGGGAACACGGGGCUUUCGAUGCCGUGAAGUGCACGCACUGGGCGGAAGGGGGCAAGGGCGCUGUGGCCCUGGCUCAGUCCGUGCAGAGGGCAGCGCAGGCGCCCAGCAGCUUCCAGCUCCUCUAUGACCUCCAGCUCCCAGUGGAGGACAAAAUCAGGAUCAUUGCGCAGAAGAUCUAUGGGGCUGACGACAUUGAACUGCUCCCCGAAGCGCAGCACAAAGUGGACAUCUACACGAGGCAGGGUUUCGGGAAUCUACCCAUCUGCAUGGCCAAAACACACUUGUCCUUGUCUCACAACCCAGAACUAAAAGGCGUGCCCACGGACUUCAUCCUGCCCAUUCGUGACAUCCGCGCCAGCGUCGGGGCAGGUUUCCUGUACCCUUUAGUGGGAGCGAUGAGCACAAUGCCUGGACUCCCCACCAGGCCCUGUUUUUAUGAUAUUGAUUUGGACCCUGAAACUGAACAGGUGAAUGGACUAUUCUAAAUAGAUCAGUCAUCUUCAAGAAGCUACGUUGGAAGUGUAGCUGUGUCCGUUCAGGCCCGUUAGGAAGUGUGGGGAAGUGGGAGAGUCGGCCCCACCCUGAAGAGCUUUUGGAAUAAAUGGUGGGAGUUUCCCCAGAAGCCUUUCCAGCCUUAAUUCUCAUCCUGUAUAAAUUGACACAAAUCAUGCACACGUCUGUUUACUUUAGUGAAGAUCCACAGAAUAAAAAGAAAUAAUUUUGCUA
Messenger RNA from Carlito syrichta (Philippine tarsier), 3176 nucleotides. RefSeq names its product methylenetetrahydrofolate dehydrogenase, cyclohydrolase and formyltetrahydrofolate synthetase 1 (gene MTHFD1). The record is from RefSeq and is a predicted model, not a curated record. Gene Ontology annotation, biological process: tetrahydrofolate interconversion. The transcript has 28 exons. Bases 128 to 2935 code for a protein of 935 amino acids. Gene Ontology annotation, molecular function: methylenetetrahydrofolate dehydrogenase (NADP+) activity; formate-tetrahydrofolate ligase activity; methenyltetrahydrofolate cyclohydrolase activity. Gene Ontology annotation, cellular component: cytosol. NCBI's taxonomy places the organism in Eukaryota, Metazoa, Chordata, Mammalia, Primates, Tarsiidae.